Closterium sp. Yama58-4 is the source of this 4902-nucleotide messenger RNA. Lineage: Eukaryota; Viridiplantae; Streptophyta; Zygnematophyceae; Desmidiales; Closteriaceae. The record is from the annotation of a GenBank genome assembly.
AUGGGUGCAGGAGGCUCAUCUGGGGGCGGUGGCAUCUCUGCUAGAGGCUGGGGACGUGCAGGGAGCAGCUGGUCGUCUGCGGUACCUGAAUCUGGAGUAUGGGGCUGUGGAGAAGGAACGAUACAGAUCUGCCCUGCACCAGUUGGUGCUUGCACUGCGCCCACAGGUGCCCCAACAAGCGCCGUCCAGCACUCCUGUUUGGACGGCAGUGAGGAAGGAAGUGACAAGAAUAGCCGUCCAGGAGCUGCUAGCUUCGGGUUCGGCCCGUCUCAUCAGGCUGUUCCAGGUGCUUAUGACAUGGCAGCGGGGUGUGAUGUGAUGACAUGGCAGCGGGGUGCAUGGGGGUGUGAUGAUGUGGGGCUGUGGUGGGUGCCAUGUCGGUGUGAUGGCAUGGAUUACGAUGGCAUGAGUACGGCUUAUUCCUUUGUUCCAUCCCUCUCCCUUGUCAUUUAUGAUUUCGGCAUUCUCCUCCCCUCUCCCUCAUCGUCUCGCCUCCAGGCUGUAUGGGAUGAUCACAUUCACAGCGAGGUCCAGCAAUCCGCACACCACUCCCUCAUCGCCCCUCCCUUGGAAGCCCUUCACUCCCAGCUGCUGGCACAUCAGCGAGGUGCCAGCAACGCCGAAGCAGAGUCAGAUCAACUGAAGGAGGGCUGUUCUGAGGCAGAAACGAACGAGGUGGAGGGUGCCGUAGCAGGAACAAAAGAAACGAGUGCAGUGGAGGGCGAGGGUGAGGGAGAACACAGGGAUGAAGAUGGGCAGGCGAUGGGGGAGAGGGAAGGCGGCGGAGAGGAUGGGAGGAGAGAGGCCGUGAGAGGAGAAGGUCUGUGGAGGGAGAGUGUGGAGGAGAAGUGUGUGUGGGAACUGGUGGAGCAUGCGAGGGUGGAGAGGCGGGUAGUGGUGGGGAGUGUGCUGGAGGGGGCACUGGCUGCUGUGCAUGCGGGGCGGUUCAGCAAAGCCAAUCAUAUCCUCCAUCUGUGUCCCCCUCUCCGUCCCCUCACCACGCUCAUCGCAUGGGACCUCAUAGGCCCCUCGCACCCCGCCACCCGCCUGCGUCUCCUCUGGGCUCUCUGGCCUCACGAGUCUUCUCAAGCCCUGCUUCCCCAGGAGUCCGCCCAUGCGCUGCUGUCAUACAAGCCUCUUCUUAGCAACUCCUGGCCGUCGCAGCAGGUCCUGCAGCAUGCUGGCGAGGAGGUGGCACGUGUGCUGAGUCCCAAGGCAGUGGCUCACAUGGUGCGUGCAGCCGACCCGUUUGUUGCACGGCUGGCAGUGGAGCUGCUGCAGGUGCAGCCGCCCCUGCCCGUGCUGCUGUCUCUCGGUGCGCACUGCUUUCGCCCGGGAGAGAUUAUUCAGCUGCUGCAAGCCCAGCCUGGAUUUGGAGGGAACAUGCUUGCACCAUCAGCACCUCCGGCUGUAGCAGUGAUGGAGUCCUUGCUGGCGGCUGUAGCCAAGCAUCUGCCGCCCCAGGGCACGGAGACGCACGGCAUGGCUCGUCCUUUUCUGCUGGAUGCGUCUCCCUUGAGCGGUGUGGACAGGCGGGCGGCACGGGCACUGCUGAAGCGGAAGGAUGUGGGGGAGGUGGGAUCUGGUGGAGGUGAUGGUGAUGCUGCCGCUAGUCCUGCUGCGGGUGGUGCCUCUGGUGCUGGUGUAAGUGAUGCUGAUAUUGCUGCUGAGCUGGAUGCUGAGCUGGACGCACAGGCGUCUGACGUGGCAGCGGCGGCAGUGGGAGUGCUGGCUUCUGAUUGGAAGCAGAGGGCGCAGGUGGUGCGUGAUUGGCUGGACGACUGGCAGUGGCGGCUGGCUGUGCUGAAAGCUGAUUGGCUGGGCGUUCGUGCAGGGGGGAGAGACUUGGAGGAGCAAGUAUUGGAAGAGGAAGGGAAUCUGGAAAGAAGUAUAUAUGAGGAGGGAGAGGAGGUGGAAAAAGAAGUUGAGGCGAGUGAAUCUGGGCAAAAGGGUGGAAUGGAGGGGGGUGGAAGAAAGGCAGGGGAGGUGAAGGGGCAGACAGGGAAGCGGCAGGAGUGGCGACUGCGGAGUGAUUGGUCGGCAUGGGGGUGGCACGAGGUGGUGGCGUGGAUGCGAGUGGAGCCCUCCGCUCUCAUCUCCUGCUGCCUGUCAGUGGGCGACUUCUCUCUCUGCCAGUCGCUCACUUGUCGCUUCCCCCUGGCCGUGCACACAGAAGCACGAGUGCAGCUCUCUGCAUGGCUCGCCCGCCACGAUCAAUCCAGAGUCGUCCGGUGGGACAGUGGAGGAGGGCGAUUGCACAGCAGCAGCAGCAUUUGUGGUGGCGGUGGUGGUGGUGGUGGUGGUGGUGAUAUUGCUGCUGGCAGUGGUGGGAGUGGGAAGGGAGGUGGGAGCAGGGGUGGGUUGGAGAGGGUGGGGAGUGUGGAGGCGAGGGAGAGGAGGGUGAGGGAGAACGAGCAGGUGGACUCGCUAUUCUCGCUCUUCUUCGCUCCAUCGCAAGCCAUGUGGGAAAUGUUCCCGGCCCUUGACAUGGUGGCAGUGCUGCUGGAUGCAGCAGCAACACAGGCUCGCACCGCCCCUGACGCCCUUGUGCUGCUCGACCAGCCGCACCUGUCGCCGUCCCCGGGCCUGUCAGGCUCGGCAGGGGCUGCGGCGGGGCCCCAGGCUCGGGCAGUGAUGGCACUACAGCAGGUGGUAGCUGACUGUGAGGCAGGCACGGCACAGUUCGUCAGUGGCAAGCUCCACAAUCUCAUCCGAGCCUUAGAGGAUCCCGAACCAGCAGCAGACCCCCUCUCCCAGGUCAUCCCCGCACCUGCCACGGCCGUUGGCCAAUCAGGAUCCGCCACGUCAGGGGGAGGAGGAGCAGUAGGGGGAGGAGCAGCAGCAGGAAGUGUGCCUGCAGUAUCCGCCCGAGCCGACUCCCAAGGCUCGGUGGCUGCUGCAGCUGCAGUGGCAGGCCUAGCUUCGGCAACAGGUUCGGGAGGAGUGGGAGUGGCAGCAGGGUCGCCAGUGCACACGCCCCCUCUCUCCCCCCGCUGGACCCGCUCCUCCUCUGGCCUUGGCCUCUCCGCUGCUGCUGCUGCUGCUGCUGCUGCCACUGUCACCGGUGGUUCUUCGGUAGGAGCAACAAGAGAAGGUGCCGGUUCUGAUGCAUUGGAAGCAGCAGCAUUUGAAGAUUUUUCUGAAGGAGGAUCAGUCAGGUCUAGCUCCCUCCCUCUUCCCUCCACUGCCGUUACUACUGCAUCCUCUGCUGCUGCUCCGUCUCCCCUUUCAGUACCAUCACGCUCCUCUGUAGGUGCGGUCAGCAUGCCCCCCCCUUCCACAACCACCACCAUCACAAGCGCCCCAUCUGCUGCUGCAUCUGCACGCGUAUCUGCUCCUCCAGCUCCAGGUGUUUCUUCAGGUGGUUCCUCAGGUGUUUCUUCAGGUGGUUCCUCAGGUGGGGCCGCCAGGGCGUCUGCGCCACUCCCUCCUGUGCCGCGAUCCUCCAUGCCCAGUCUCUGGCCCUUCUCUUUCAACUCCAAGCAGCCUGCUGCAGGAGAGGGGCAGACAGUGGUAGGACUUCAGUCCCUUCUAGGCUCUGGCACUGUCUCAGCAGCAGCAGGGUUGCGAGGGCCGGGAAAGCAGCCUUGGGAUCAUCCCAAGGGUUACCUGCCAGUCUUCUUAAACUACGUGGUUCAGAUUGGAGAUAUAGUCGACGACAGUGACCCCAGCCAUCCCUUUAAUUACUUCUCUUUACUAAACAUCGAUCCGGUGGAGCUUUUAAGAGAGCUUGUGUUUGUGAGAGGGGAUAUUUCUGCUGCGUCGCACGUGGCUGGGAUUAUGGGUAGGGAUUCUUUACCUGCUGAUAUCAUCCCCGCAGCUCUCCCGAGCCUGCUGCCGCCUGUGCCGAGCCUGAAGCUCUGCUCCGUGGCUCGGCGCUUCCGAAGCAGACUUCUGGGAAGGUCCGGAGGAGGCCCGGGACAGAGUAGGCCCGGUAGGGACAAGGUAGCAGGAGGAGUGGGAGGGCCGGAAAGUUCGGAGAAGCUUCUGGUGCCUUCCCCGUAUGAGCCGCCGCGAUUUGCACUGAGCAUGGAUGUGGUUCAGUUGCUUGCGAGGGAAUCUAUGGUGCAUGCUGUGUUGGCUUGUGUGCUGGGAGCAGAACAGCAGAUAUUGCAGAUGCAUAGACGGAAGGAAAGGGAGCGUGACCUGAAAUCAAUUGGUGCAUUUUCCGGUGGUGGUGGUGGCGCUGCCGCUGCUACCGGUGGUGGUGGUGUUGGUGGUGUGUUGGGCGGUGAUAGGAGCAGGGGCAAGGGAGGAGCAGUGGGAGGAGGGGUGAGUGCAGUGGAGGCAGAGGAGGAAGCUGCAAAGAAGCUGAUGGAGUAUGCACGCUUGCACUCUGCUGGCCUGAUUGCUGACUCGCGAUUGGCCGAGGCUCUUGAGCUGGCAGACACGUGGUUGCCUGAGGGGGCGCCAGAUCACCUGCUGUGUCUGCUCGUGGAACAGGCUGAGCGCCCAGGUGGUGCUACUGCUGCUCACACGCACACGUCAGGAGGAGACAAUAUGCGGUUUCAGAAGGUGCCUGUAACACAGGCAAGCAGGCUGCAGCAGAGCCCACGGAGUGGAGGACUUGGGUUUGCAGGUUCUGCUGCUGCGAGUGGGGGGAGUGAGGCAGGGGGUCGCACUGGCAGUGCUGGCAAGGCAGUGAGGAAGCCGGUGACAGCGGGAGACAGCUGGCGGUUUGUGAUUCGCGUGGCUGACAAGGAGCUGGCAGCGGCCCUGGCUCUCAGGUACCACCACAGCUGGCAGUUGUCACACAUCCACACCGUAUUCAACACCUGCCUCUCACACCUACCCGCGCACUCGCCCCUGCGGUCUCAGAUCCUCACCUGCAAGUCAGCUGUGGAUCAGUACACUCGCAUCCGCUCCAUUCUCAACGACAGAACACUUGCCACGUGGCAGCAG